GGGGCGGACGUCUACGCCGUAGCGAGCAGACCUUGGCCCAGGCUGAGCUUUGCGAUCUUCGAAGUUUCUGGCCUUCGCGCUUUCUGGCCGUUGCUACGCGUGCCCUGGCCUCUGCUACGCGGCUCUACGAAUUAGCUACGCGUAGAUUGCUACGCGGUUUUCGGACUUAGACUACGUGUUUGGACUUAGACUUUGAUCGAAUCUGUGAUUGUUAAGUGGAUGGCUGGCACGUGAUUCGAGGUGUAGCGAUAGUAAGCGACGUUUGGCGGGAAAUGCGCUGAUCCACAAGAUGGUUGACCGACACAAGAUGGCCGCCUCGCACAAAAUGGCGGCCGGUGCUUUCAUAUUGCUCCUCCAUCUCGCCGUGGCAGCCGCUGCAAAGUGUAGCACGGGCUUCUCGGUGGUGGCACCGGAAUCGGCGGUACCGGGGAAGACCACUGCCAUCCUGGUGACGCUGCACGGCAGAGCUGACGAGGCACUGGAUCCUCUGAACGUCACUGUCAAGCUGGAGACACAGGACGCGGACAAUGACGUGAAGCUGCUGACCACCGCCAGUCAGAUGAUCACUGGCUAUGGAAUCAUACCACUCAAGAUCCCAUCAUCACCAGCAACCCACUGCACUCUCCACACCUCCGUUGGUUGUGUGGGCAACGAUGAGUGCACUGCCAGGAGUCACAGCGUCAUCAGACUCCUGGGUCCAGUCAGAGAUGUGAUCGUCAGACCUGCGAGGCACCAUUAUAGACCUGGUGAAACAAUCACUUUCUGGAUCCUAGCGCUGGACCACGACCUUCGUUUGGUGAGAGGGGAGAUCGCUUACGUGGCACUGAGUGACCCGGCCGGCACCAAAGUCGCUAUAUGGGAACAGCUGUCUAUGGAUGAAGGUGUCCGCAAGCUAAGCACGAUCUUGGCUGCCGGUGCCCGAGCUGGCACCUGGCGUAUCGAGGCCUCGUGCGGCGGAGGAUCAGCUCGCGUGGACAUCUCCGUCGGCUCUGGACCUGGGAACGCCACCCCGGCGACACCAGCGGGAGAACAGCACUACGUGGAGUUGAAGUUCGCUGAUAGCAUGAGAAGACGGUACAAGCCGGGACUGCCGUUCGUUGGAAGGGUGGAAGCUGUGAGCACGGAGAAGCACGUCCGAGUCCGCGUGAAGCUGUACGACGACAGCACCGACAUCUACAGCCAGGACAUCGACAUGUCCACCGGCGAGGGCGGCUUCAUCGUCCCCACUGUCAUGGCCGACGCACCCUACGUCAAUCUGCAGGCUGAGCUAGUUGCUGUGGAAGGAAAGGAGAUAGAGACUCACUACGUGCUGGCGAAGGAGAGAAUACGGCGAUGGAACUCCACCUCCAAAUGCUACCUCCUUGUAGAAAACCUGCCUACGCCACUUCAAGCUGGAGGCAUAGCAUCAGCCAGCGUCUGGUCAUCCUGCGGCUGUCGGCAGCGGCUGCUAGCAGCUGUGACGAGCGGUGGCCGCGCGGUGCACUGGGCGGCCGUGCCCGCGCCCAGCCCAGCCAACGAUACCGAUCUGUGCCGGUUUAAUUACACGUUCCCUGUGUCAGCGGACAUGGCGCCGCUCAGUUCCCUGCUGGUGUACUACGUGACGGAGUCCGGCGAGCCCGUCAGUGACGUCGUCAACUUCCACGUCCGACUGCUGCAUAAACAGGUAUCAGUGGCAGUGGAGGAGCGUCGCUGGUGGUACCCGCGCGCGGCGCUGCAGCUCCGUGUGGUGGCGCCGACGGACUCCCUAAUGUGUCUCAUUGGUGCCCGAGCCCCGCCUGACACCAGAUUCGAUCCUCAUCAGACAACCGAGCACGAGGAACAACCAGGUCCAGAGUUCGUGUCAGCUGGAGUCUCCCUCUUCGUUGGCGGCGGCACGUGCGGCGGUGGUGUGUUGUACCGACAGCGGACCGCGCCUGGGCCGAGGUUCCCACCAAACCUGGUGCCACCAGCAUCACAUGAUAGAUUGUGGAUGUGGAAGUGUUUCAACUACACGAGCCAGCUAUCAACGGACGGGGUCACCAUAGCAGCACCGUCGGAAGCGGGACGCUGGUCUCUUUGGGCGCUGUCCCUCUCCAGUCGUGGUCUUCGAUUCUCGGCUCCGAAGACCAUCAACGUCUUCCGACCCAUACAGCUGGACUUCUCCCUACCACCGGCUCUGAAGGUGGGAGAGACUGUGGAAGUGGAUGUGAAGAUCACGAACAACAUCAACAAUUGUAUGGAUGUAACAGCUCUCUUAGCGCUCAGCGCGGGUGCUGCGUUCGCGUCCACUGGAGCCCUAUACGUGACGGAGCGGCUGCGUCUCGGACCUCGAGGUGGCACGCAGCUGGUUGUACGAGUAGCAGUGAACACACCAGGACGGAAGAAUAUUACUGUGGAAGUGACCGGCUACAGCGCGGACAACUGCUCAGUGUCGUACACGUCGUUCAACAACGAGACGCUAGUUGGUUCAGUGAUCCGAUCCGCCAGCGUGCUGGUGUUGCCUGAAGGACUGCACAGGAGCGACACGCAGAGCGCGUACUUCUGUGCUAACGAGCACCUAGCGGUAUCCUCUCGUGGUUCGUGGGAGUGGCAGUGGGUGGCGGCACCAAGGAACCGAGCGGGGCUUGUGCUGGAGCUGCGAGCGGAGGGCGCCGCGCAUGUCGCCCUGUCGGCGGUACAGGGACCUUCCGAUGACAUGUACCGAGUCGUGUUCGAGAGGAGCAGAGUUUGGAUCGCUAAAGGACGACAUGGCUACGACGUUCAUCUCGCUAGCGCAGAGCAAACUGAAAGCGACGAGGAGUGCUCCGGGUUGUGGUGCGCGUGGUGGGUGUGGUGGGAGGGGGGACGGCUGUCGGUGGGGAGGGGGGCGGCGCCGGCGGAGCGGCGGCUGCUCGUGUGGCCUCUAACGCCCGACGUCCGCAUCAAGUACGUCGGAUUCAGCGCGCUGUGGGGAGACACUGCAGAUUUCAGGAUUUGGAAUUUCAACGAAGAAGCUGGAUUUUCACAAGUAUUAGAACUCGGGCUACCUCACGGCGUAGUUCCAGGAAGUGCGAGUGGGACGCUCCUAGUAUCUGGUGGUCUACACCUCCCCUUAUACAGUCCUCACUCAGAUUCCACCGACUAUGCUGAUGUCUGGAGGGACUCUCAACUAUCUGCGGCUUCAGCUAACUUGGCACCAUUGCUGGCUCUGGAGCAUAUUCCACAUUUGGUGGACGAUGCUGAAAGAGAAAGAAUAUUGAAGAAGUUGCCUGAGCAGGUACAAAUUCUGCUAUCGUUCCGGAAACCCGAUAAUUCAUUUAGCGACCACCCUGCAGUAACCAGUCACUUGUCCACCAUCAAAAUGCUAGAGAUCUUGAACAAAAUCCAAUCGUACUACCCAAUAGAUCCAAUCCUACUACAAUCAAUAAAAACCUGGAUUCAGAAACGACAAAACCAAGAUGGAUCGUUCACACCGCUGGCUGCUGAUAAUGAAGUGGACUAUUAUCCAGUGGAAAUUAAAAAGAAUAAUAGUACUGAGACGGAAAUAGACGUGAAUGAAUAUUAUUACUAUGAUGAAAAUGGAAAUAUGACGCAAAAAGAAAUAGACUGGGAGAGAAGAGUGGAAGUGACAGCAGAAACACUUGUGGCGUUGCUAGAAGUUGGAGUAGAGAAUCGAGUAGACGCAAAUGUUGCCCAGAAGGCUCAAGACUAUUUAGAGAAGAAUCUUCAUAAUUUGACAUCACCAGCGGCUUUGGCAGCUUCUGUUUUAGCUUUGGUUAUGGCCAGGAGCCCAGUAGUGCCUGAAGCAUUGGACAUUCUACGCAAUGCAUCCACCACUGAAGAGGGAGAGUUUGGGUGGCCAGCUCCAAGAAAAGAUGCUGCUGAUUGGCUUCUAGAGGAAACUUCUCGAAACAUCAAGACCACAUCUUACGAAGCAGUGACAAUGGAACAAUAUGUUGCGGGAGUGCGCGUGCUGCUGGCGGCGUGCGCGCGCGGCGCUCUUGCCGCAGGCGAGGCGGCAGCGCGUUUCCUUUACUACCGCGCCUCGACCUUGCAGCGUCACCCCAGCCUUGCGUAUAGCACGACCAAAGCGGCUGCGCAGUAUGCCGCCUUAGCGCAUGAUAAACAUCGAGCGCUCACCGUGUCUCUGGCGACGGCGGGUAUGGAGCUAACGGACACCCUGGAACUCCGUGCCAAGUCACCGCCACGCUCACUGCAACUCCCCGGGCUGCCCACUAAAGUGUUUGUGUACGCUACUGGCGCGGGUUGCGCUACUGUGCAGGGGACAAUAAGCUACUCCACUUACACACCGAAACCGGAAAACGCGCUGCUUAACAUUCAAGCCGCAAUCAUUGAAGAGAUUCGUCCCGAACGAAGCAGCCUGGAAGAUCUUCAAGGAAACUUACCAACACUUAUCAUAAAGACUUGUUUCAAAUGGAAAGGCAAAGAACGUUCUGGGAUAUUACGUCUGGAGUCCUCACUGUUCUCCGGCUACGAGCUGCACUCGGUCAACCCGGUGGUGUUAGAUGGCGCCACGUUCGCCGACAUGCACUACGGCUCGCGAGGCGAGUCCGUGUGGUUUGUGUUUGUCAAUAUUAGUUCUACGUGCCCUGUAUGUGUUACAUACGAAGCCAGAUCCAAGUUUAUUAUCACAAGUCUACGGCCAGCAUUUGCCAAAAUUUAUCCUUCCACAAGGCCUGAUUUGGCAGUCGAAACUUUCUUCCACGCUAGACCUGGCAGUGCCUUACUACGCGGAAUCACUGAUGAUGAUUAUAUAACAUGGUUUGAUAAAACAGAAGUUUCAAGUCUUAAGAAUGGUGUCAAUAUUGAUAAUAUUUGUGAAUGUGGCCGGAUAUGCAGCAGAGACUACGAGUUCAGAAAGGAUUAUGAACAAAAACAUCCUCCAAAAUCAGUUGUUUCGACAACGAGCGUACCUCCAACCACUCCUGUUGCUGCACAAACAACUACAGAAACUACUGAAAAACUUGUAUCUACCGACAAAACCGAUGAUACAAUGACUACAACUCAAAAACUUGAAAGCACAGAAAGUAUAAUAUUGAAUGAAGCAACUACAUCAUCUACAGAAAGACCAGAAUUGACAACUAAAAUGAUUAGUACUACAGAAACCAUAAUGGGCAUUACUAAAAUCAGUAAUGAAUCGAAAAUUCAGGAUUUAAACAACGACAUUGGGCCUAUUAAAAUAAAGACAAGUGGAGAAGUAGUCAUACCCAAAGUGCUGAUUUCUGAAAACUACUCUAAGAAACAAGACAUCAAGAAAAAACAUUUACCGAGACGAAAGGGUACACUAAAAGCUACUUAUGGAGACAAACAUGAAAGCUUCUUUAUAAAACCUAAAUCAAGUUAUGAUAAUCUUCAAAUGAAUGAUAGCUUAAAUAUAAAAACCUUAAAAAUAGAAGGUACAUCAAAUAAUAAUCUGACAACAUUGCAAAUAGAAAAUAAAACAAAUGAGCCCACCAUUAGCAAUAAUGUUACUCCAAAAAGUGAAACUACAAGAUUAGUUAACGAUACUAAAGAAACAGCUGAAAAUAAAACAUCAAAUAAGGUAACGACCGCAACAGUUGCUCAAAAACAAAUGACUUCGACUUCUGAACGUACAAUUUUUGCAAUCACCAAUAAAAAUAUUAAGCCGCAUCACGUAACUAAGAAACCCAAAUCACCCACACAAAUAAAAAAACCAUUGAUAUUUAUAAAUACUACUAAGAAUAAAGAAAAUAAAGAAAAUAAAGAAAUCAACAAAACUAAUCAUCCAAAUAAACAAAAGAAUCAAACGAUCUUUAUUGUCGACACUAACAAACACAAUGCUAAAGUUUUGAAAUCCAUAAACAAGGAAAUACAUAAGAUUCCAUCAACACCAAUAUCGGAGACAUCAAAAUCCUUAGCGGAUCAAGUAAAACCUGAUAUAGCCCCCGAGAAUAAAGAUGGUUUUGAAAUACUAGACAAAAAUCACAUUUGGGAACUCCUCAAAGAAGAUCCCGGUAUAAGUAAGGAUAAAACUGAUAGUCAUGUCUAUGCAGGAAUUUUUAACGAUGUUACUAAUAAUUCUACUAAUAAUGAAGAGCAUCCUUUAUAAACUUUGUUACAUAAUAUUUAAGAUACAAAUGUAAGCAUAUUUUUGUAAUUCCGCCAAAAACUUUUUAAUAAUAUUACAUGCCUUAGUUUAUCGAUUCCUAUACUUUUACCAAAAUUCGGACAUUGAAUUAAUUACUAUUAUAUCUUUUUGCAUCAACAAAGUUUCAUUUGUAGAGUAGAUAACACCUAGAAUUUAUGGUUUUGCUCAAUAUUCUAAGGUUCAAUGUCCGAAAUCCUUCGUUUCUAGUUGAUACAUUAAUAGCACUCGAUUAAUAGAUUGAUGUAAAUGCACUUUACGUUUUAAAGUAUUAUAUUAAUGUACAUAAAAUAUAUAGGUUACUAUAUAAGUAUAUUAGUAAUGACUAUUAAGAAUAUGUGCUGUGACUUGUUUGAUGUGCGAACUGCGAACGCUAAAAGCCUGAUAUAGAAUUUUAUGGUUCAUAAGAUGCUCACUAUUAACGAAAGCAAGAAAAAUCUAAGAAUAUUCAAAGUUACCGAUCGCUUGAUUGCUUACGAACUUAGUGAGAGCUAGAAAUGCCAAUUAAAAUAAAUUUUAUUGAAUAUAAGAGUAACAUAAGAAAAGAACGAGAUGGUUGUAAAUGAUUAGCGUUAAUGUAAAUAACUCUUGUUGCCAAAUCUAUUCUAGAUCUUUCUGUAACCCACUCUUAGUCUUCGUAUUUAUUCCUCUAGUAGUAAAGUAGACCUUUAGAAUAAUGCGAUUGCCCCAGAAUUUCCAUCCGUCUAAUCUACUCUUCUGUAUCUAUUGUAUGUAACGUAGUCUUAUUCUAGUCGUUGUUAGUUUACUUUAGUACUAGUUCUAGUUUAAUGUCUGUCAAUUUAGAUUCUCCUUUUUCCUUUGGCCCUUUUAAUAUAGAAUUAAGCUGCGAGUCAUUUGUACCUUGAAUAUUAACACUGGCAACAGGUGAUGUUUGUGGUGAAAAGUGGUAACAAUGCAAGCCACUUGUCUUACUAAAUAAUAUAAAAUAUUCCAUAAGACUUACAGAACAUUUCGUAGGCUAGCGAUCAAGAAGAUCCCGUACAAUCACCAGCUAUGAAUUUGAAUUUAAGUAAAAUCGUCCUUUUUGAAUUUAAUUUUUGAGAUUGCUUGUAUUUUAAUGUCGUUAAGAAUCUGCUCAGAAGAGUGAACGCCUAAAAAUCUUUGGCUCCGUUGGCUAUGUAGCAAGGCAGGCAUUCUUCUGACCGGGCUAUAGAUAGGCUACGUAAGGAAUGUUGACUUGUAAAUGGUUGUAUGGCGCUUGAAAAUCUUGUCAAUUUGAAUAAUAUUGCAAUAUUGUAAUGAUAAAUGUGCUUAUGAUAAGUUAAUGUAUGAGAACAUUGAUGUACUGACAAAUUACAUAGGUUAAUAAUAAAGUACAUAAAUUA
Aricia agestis (brown argus) is the source of this 7431-nucleotide messenger RNA. Its product is annotated as C3 and PZP-like alpha-2-macroglobulin domain-containing protein 8. The transcript is spliced from 26 exons. Lineage: Eukaryota; Metazoa; Arthropoda; Insecta; Lepidoptera; Lycaenidae. Gene Ontology annotation, molecular function: endopeptidase inhibitor activity. Gene Ontology annotation, cellular component: extracellular region. Bases 290 to 6049 code for a protein of 1919 amino acids. The record is from RefSeq and is a predicted model, not a curated record.